This is a messenger RNA of Pogona vitticeps (central bearded dragon), 3063 nucleotides long. The record is from RefSeq and is a predicted model, not a curated record. Lineage: Eukaryota; Metazoa; Chordata; Lepidosauria; Squamata; Agamidae.
AUGGGAACGAACGUGGCGCCUCCUCCUUCUCCCUUCACGCGGCGGCGGCGGCGGCGGCUUCCCUCACUAGGCCCACUGGAUUGGUGUCAGUUAAAAAUCACUGCCCCGCACAUUAUCCGUUCAAGGUGCUUCGUAGAUUGUGGAUACUGGUGGCGAUGUUUGUGGUUUGAAACGACCGAUGUUCAUCUGUUCUUUUUCUGUCAAUCCAGUGAACAUGUUUUAAAAUUGUUUUGCAGAGAAGUUGGAAACAACAACCGAGCUCUUCUCCCGUGGCUGUUUGUGCAGAAGGAGAAGUACGACGGUCUGUGUUCUCCCCUGGAGGGGGUGAAGGCUUCCCCCUUGCAGACGGCAUAUCGCAACAAAUGUGAAUUUUUGAUUGGCAUGGGUCCAAAUCAAGAAGAUAAAACAGUGGGUUUUCGCCUUGGAAAAUACAAGGGCGGGACCUGUGCGGUAGUGGAACCGUUUGAUACGAUCCACAUCCCUGGUGUUGCGAAAAAGGUGGUGAAGGCUUUUCAGGAUUACAUAAGGUCUACACCCUAUAGUGUCUAUAGCCCAGAAACCUAUGAAGGCAACUGGAAACAGCUCACCGUCCGCACCAGUAGGAAUGGCCACAUCAUGGCAAUUGCUUAUUUCAAUCCCCAGAAAUUAAGUAAAGAAGAGCUGACUGAACUGCAGGCCUCUUUGGCAAAGUAUUUCACCGAAGGCCCUGGAAAAGACAGUGGGAUAACUUCCUUGUAUUUUGUUGAAGAGGGUCAAAGAAAAUCACCCAAUCGUGAAGAUUUAACCUUGGAGCACAUUGCUGGUGAUAAAUACAUAUAUGAAGAUCUUCUUGGGAUGAAGUUCCGAAUUUCUCCCCAUGCCUUUUUCCAAGUAAACACACUGGCUGCUGAGGUUCUGUACUCGGUCAUUCAGGACUGGGCUCAAGUGGACCAAGACACAACCGUGCUGGAUGUCUGCUGUGGAACUGGAACAAUUGGAAUUUCGCUUGCCAAGAAAGUGAAGAAAGUUACUGGAAUUGAGCUUUGUCAAGAAGCUGUGGAAGAUGCCAAAGCCAAUGCUCAGCUUAAUGGGCUAAGUAACGUUGAAUUCCACUGUGGAAAAGCUGAAGAUCUUGUCCCUCAUCUUGUUAACUCCUUAGCGCUGGAGAAUUCUGUUACGAUUGUGGAUCCUCCACGAGCAGGGUUACAUUCCAAAGUCAUUCUUGCCAUCCGAAAAGCGGAACAGUUAAAGAAGCUCAUUUACGUCUCCUGUAACCCUCGAGCUGCUAUGAACAACUUUGUGGAUCUUUGCAGAGCUCCUUCGAACCGCGUCAAAGGAAAUGCUUUUCGUCCCGUGAAAGCAAUGGCAGUAGAUCUCUUCCCUCACACCAUGCACUACGAGCUGCUGUUUUUCUUUGAAAGGAUGGAGCACCCAAGCACAGCAAAGCAGCCACUGUGAAACCGGAAGCAACUGGGUCUGUGGAAGAAGACAAUGCAAACUGGCUCCAAGAGUCUGCAGCUACCAAAUGUUUUUGCUAAGGAUGGUUGCGGGCUAGUUAGUUCCUAUGAAUGAUCUGUUUUCCCAUUUUGAUCUUGGAGCAGUUGCCAUCAUGCUCUUCCAGAAAUUCUGACCAGCUGGCCAGUUCCCAGGACUUCAAAAUGGUGGUAGUAUUUAAGGAAGAAAUAGAAUAAAACUCCCGAGGAGUCUGGCUUAGGCAAAAGCUGAAAGUAAAAAAAAUUGAGGACGUAACUGGAUUUUGGUUUUGUAUCAAGACUGCUUGAAGUCAUUACAGAAUUGUGCCAAACGAGGACUACUACAGCUAUGCAAAGCAAUCCAAUGGAUAACAAACACUGAACUUCAACUUUAGCUAGGAACGAAGAGCCAUGGAAGGGGUCAGAAGAAAGGCUAUUAAUAUUCAGAAGUAGGAUUUCUAUAUUUCCAUUUGUUAUGGCAAAUUGAAUGUUAAAGUACUGAAUCAGUCUUGCCAACUCUUAUGCUCUCCUAUUGUGCUGGACUUCAAAAUGAAACAGAUUGAACACUUUUAAUUUGACAAAUUCCAGAUCAAGCCUGAGGGAUCCAUGACAGGUACCUCUCCAUAAUUACCCCAGGUUCUUGUUCCUGUCUAUGAUUGUCUAAGAACUUUAUAAAUAGCCCAGACUUGGUUAGUGUUUCAGCAGCAUGUGGUGUAUAGCCCUGUUAAAGACAACCAGGUGACGAUCCUCAUUAAAUAUCCACAGAUCCACGAUAGAUCCAUUAUUAAACAGAGCAUGGCCCCCUGGAGAAAAAGAAAUUGUUAAAAGGCAGCAGUCAAGGAACAACUGUAGUAUCAGUCAAUCACAGUAUCUUAUGCAAUAUCAAACUUUAUUGCUCAGAUUUCAUUUUGAGGGAACACACAAGUACUCAAAAGGACCUAACACAGAGGCUCAAUGAAAUAGGCUUUGUAGUUGCACCAACUGAUCACUGGAAUCGAGGAAUUGUACUCAAACAGAAAAUUCACACAGCGCCCAGGAAAACAAAGUUGGACACAUUCAUUUUCAAAAUACAAUAGUUAACUGAUCACUGUAAAUUGUUCCAAGUGGCAGACAGGCUAGCUUAAUGAGGAACUGUCCUCACAGACAACUACAGGUAGUGAUUAAUGUCCCAGGUCUCCCACCAAAACCAAGCAUACAAUAAUGUAAACUGCUUCAAGAAAAUGUUUUUGCAAAUGUGGAAAAUGCAAAAAAGAGAAUGUAUUUCCAGCAGGCAGGUAUAUUAAAAGUGUUAAUUAAGCAACUAGUUGUUUUAUACUGGGCAGCAUCUGAUUUUCACCAAAGCUAGUAACCUUGCGCUUAGUACGAAACAUUCAAAGAAUACCUUAUAGCUCUUAAGCAGCACAUAAUAUGCAAAGCAAAAGCUAUUUCUAGAGAAUGGAACAGAUGCAUGUUAGUGAAGCUUCUCCAGAUUAAUGUAUUGUGCUAAUCAAAAGGGGAGCCUGAGGUGGCUUUGCUUUAAGCACUUUAAGCAUUGUUAGAAUCCAAACUACUGUAUUACAGUUGAUUAAAUAGAAGAAACGGCCACAAUUACAAGAGUCACACAACACUCUGA